GCCGAGUCCGAGGAGGUAUUUAUAGCCUCGGCCUCAGCUUGCCCUGCUGUGUGAAAUCCAAACCCGGAGCCCUGGGGCCUCCCACGCAUUUCAGGACAGAGCUCUAAGCUUGGUCUGCCAGAUACCAGGCCUUCAGUCCUGCCGGAGGGAACCAGACUUCUCUCCCUCCGACCCCAAAGACUAUAGUCCAGCCCUCUUCUCCCUCAGACCCAGGAGUCCGGGUCCCCAGCCCCCAUCUGGACAUUUCUGCCUGUCGGGCACAAUGCCGAAUCCCAACACCUCUCGUCCUUGUGCUGGCAUCCCUCCUUCCUCACAUCCGGAAGUCCGGGCCCCCACCCAACUCCUCCCUCAAACCCGGGAGUCCAGGUCCCCAGCCCCCUUAUCCCUCGGAUCCAGGAGUUCGGGGCUCCAGUUUGAAUUUUCCACUCCCCUAAAUCCGACUCCUGCUGCUGCGUCAGGGAAAAAAUAAGCGACAGGUGGCACCUGCCCGCAGGCUUGGGUCGCGACCACCUGCUCCCGCUGCUCAACCGGCGCCCCUCUAGAGGCACCUGCUUCUGUCAGUCCGCCCGCCGCUGCCCCGCCCGACCCCGCAGCCCCAGGACGCGGAGAAGAAGCGACCCAGGGAACCCCGACGUUCGCCCCGCCCCAGUCCCUCCCAGCCCGUGCUCCCGCCCCUUCUCAGGGUCCCAGGCGGGUCUCCAGUCUCCCCUACCCCGCCCCGCCCCAUUCCACAGGCUCCUGACACGCCCUAGAAAGGGGUGUCCUAGGCGGUCCUAGGCUGGUGGGGCGGACCCUGCGGCCUGCAGCCUAGACCAGGGGACUCAACCCGCUCCAGAGCACUGCUGCGUGGAGCUCACCUGGUGAGAAGCCCCUGGGAUGGGGGUGGGGGGAUCCCACCUUAACUCUUCUGUCACCUCUCUGGUCCCAGUCCCUUCCUCACAGACCAUGGUGGCUGACACCCACCCACGCAGGUGGCAAAGCCCCUUCCCAUUCCGCAGGAACGUACCAGGUCCCUUUCCCCUCUUGAUCAAGGGUGUUGGAUUCUAGUACCUUCAGAAUAUUGAGCUGUCUCUUCACCCCGUGGGUGAAGAGUCUCCCUUCAUAGAUCCCAGUAUUUCCUCCCCCAGGCUCCAGGAAUUGGGGCCCUCAACCAGGAUUCCGGGCUCCCAGGCCCUCCUCCCCCAAGUUCUGACUCAAGGCCUCUCCUAUCCCUAAGCCCCCAAGGCCCUUUCCCUGCUGCCUUCACAUGGAGGGGCAGCCUCCUGACCUCCACUCUGACCCUCUCCCAUGGGGACCCUGUCCUCCCCUCAGUCCAGGUCCCCAUCACAGAUUUGGCAAUGACUCUCGCGACUUCCUCUCAGCGCUCCCAAAUCAUUCGUUCCAAGUUCAGAUCUGGUGAGAGCCUUCUCUCUAUGCAUACAGGGAAGGGGUCUUCUGAGUCCUGGGACUGAAAUACUCCUGGGUAAUGUGUGUGGUAGGAGAGGUGGGAGGGGGGCUGUGGGACCAACAAGGCGGGUGUUUUCUGGGCAAAAGGUCAUUUGUGUAUAAAAGAGGCCCAAGCAAAGGGGCUGAGUUUUGGGGGCUCAAGGAGGGUGCAAAUGGCCAACGCCAUGUUCCUGUAAACAGUGAGGAGUGGGUGGCUAGGGGUGGGUUUGCAGAUCAGGUAUUGUAAAGGAGCAGGGGCUUAAAUUGAAAUGCAUGCAAAGAGGAGGAGUGCACAGAGUGGGGAGUGGGCAGUGUGGCAGUGUGGGAGUGUUGCUGAGGGGACAGUGCACUGUAGCAAACCUUGAGCAUGCAAAGGUUGUAUUUUAGGUCCCAAUGCAGACCGGAAGUGUGCAAGGGAGUGUGGCACUGGAUGUCAGUUCCUCAGUAGGCCAAGGGCAUACGAGCAUGCAAAUGAAUAUGCUGGUCCUCCAGCUUCGGAUCCACAGACGGUAUCAGGACCCAAGCCUUUCCAGGUCCUUCACUGCCUCCCCAGUCUUGGAUCCAGAUCCCUGGGUCUCAGCCACAGACCCCGCUCUGGCUCCCGGAGCUCCAGCCCCAGUCUCGCCCAAGGGCCCCACCCCUUUCCUCUUCAACCCUGGGGACCUGCUUCUUGAAUCAGAAUACAGCCCUUGGAGGUCCCUGAAGGAGUCCCCCAAGAUCUCCCAACAUUGGAGAGAGCCCAAGCCAAAGGGGAACUUGACCUACCACCAGUACAUGCCCCCAGGGCGGAGACAGGGGUCCAGGGUAAACCCCCAGGCCAAAGGGUUGGCCCUGGGUCCCCUAGGACCACCUCUAUGGGAAGGGACAAAGUCACAGCAGCCACCUCCCAGGACUACCGCCAGGAUGAAGCCCACUGCCCUCACUCCCUCCCCACCUGGAGUCCCCAGCCCCUUGCCCCCUCCACACAAGUUGGAACUUCAGACCCUUAAGCUGGAGGAGCUGACGGUCUCAGAGCUCCGGCAGCAGCUGCGCCUUCGGGGCCUCCCUGUGUCGGGGACUAAGUCGAUGCUCCUGGAGCGCAUGCGCAGCGGCGCCCUGACCCGCGAGCGGCCGAAGCCGCGGCGCGAGGACGGUCCAGCGUGUGCUCCCUGGCCGCGCCUCAGGCCCAAGGCUCUGGGAGCCGUCCGGAGGCAGGGCUCGCUCAAGCCAAGCGCCAACUCUCCCGCUCAGCCUCCUGCACGUGCCCGGGAAACUCCUGCUACCGCUGCGGGUCCGACUGCCGCUCCGGCUCCGGCCUCGACUCCGGCCUCGGCUCCGGCUCCGGCUCCGGCUCCGGCUCCGGCUCCGCUUCGGGCUGAGGCUGCGGCUCCGGCUGCGGCUCCAGCACCGACUCCUCCCGCGGCACUGCCCACAGCGGCCCUGACGCUGGAGGAGGAGCUGCAGGAAGCCAUCCGCAGGGCGCAGUUGCUUCCGAACCGGGGCAUUGAUGACAUCCUGGAGGAUCAGGUGGAGCCUGAGGACCCACUGCCCCCCAUCCCCUUGGACUUCCCCGGCUCCUUCGACGUGCUGGCCUCCUCCCCGGAUUCCGAAGGCCUCUCAUCUGUCUUCUCUUCCUCGCUCCCGUCCCCCACAAACUCCCCGUCCCCCUCUCCCAGGGGCCCCACAGACUCCUUGGACUGGCUGGAGGCUCUAAGUGGGGGUCCCCUGCUAGGCUGUGGCUCCCCAGCCCCCAGCAUCUUCUCUGCUGAUUUAUCUGACUCCAGUGGAACCCGGCUGUGGGACCUGCUGGCGGAUCCAUGGUGAUGGGUGCUGUGGUUUCCAGGGGAUGGGAAAGUCACUGAGACAGACUCUCAAAGGAGGGGCUCGGACAACCGGCAGAGCCCCUCCCACCACAGACACAGAAUCAGAGACACCUCUCAUCCUCAUUGGGCGCCCCCCAACCGCUGCUGACAUGCUAACCGCCGGACUUUCCCCUGCCUGACCUCCAUGUGAUCCCCUCCAUGGUUGUGUGGUUGGGGGCUGGGAUGUGUCAUUUGCUGCUGGCUAGAGCAAACAAGCUGCCUGCUGCUUCCUUCGGAGACCUCCCGGAUGUUUUUGUUCCCGACUUCUCCCCUCCCCUAGUGCUGCCAACUAGAUGGGAGUCGGGAAGGUGGUCUGUAUUUUUUGGGUGCAAGAGAGAAGGCUCACUCACAAUUUCAUGGGUUGACCAGUUCAGCAAGGUGAUUCUCCAGCAUCAUAUAACUAGGGCUGCAGUCGCGUAGGGUCCAAGAGGGCUGGACCAUUCAAGGUAGCUCAGACGUGUCUUGCGCCUUGGCAGGAAUGGCUAGUAGGCUGGAGCCAGCUGGGCUGUGGUCUCUCCGACAGGGUAUCUGGGUUCCCUACACAGUACCUCAGGGUCCUCCAAAGCAAGCAUUACUCAAGGGGGGAGCAGAAGCUGCCAGUGUCACAAAGACCGAGCUUGGGACUGACUGGUCCAGUGUCACGUUCACUACACUCCAUUGGCUGAUGCAAGUUGGGCUGGCGGGAUAUGCGAGGGGGGGGCUACACAGAUGUAUGCAUCUUGGAGGCAUGGUCAUUGGGGACCAUAUUUGGAGACUCCACUACACCCCUCUGGUCAGUUUGAGGCCGUGGGUCAUGAGGAGAGGGUGGGGCAUAGACUGCUGGGCACCUUGAACCCCAGGGCAUUCCUGGGAGGAAGGUCACAGAGGAAGCCCUUAGCAGCAAAAUCUUGUAAAGUGUAGGUUUUAUUAUUAUUCAGGUGUGGGGAAGCCAAUGGAUCGGAAUGACCUCCAUGGAAAAGAUCCUUGGUUGGGGCACCUGGGUGACUCAGUCGGUUUGGUGGCAGACUCUAGAUCUCAGCUCAGGUCUCCAUCUCAGGGUCGUGAAU
Messenger RNA from Mustela erminea (ermine), 4312 nucleotides. It is a transcript of the gene MAMSTR, whose product is annotated as MEF2 activating motif and SAP domain containing transcriptional regulator. Gene Ontology annotation, molecular function: transcription coregulator activity. Gene Ontology annotation, biological process: regulation of transcription by RNA polymerase II. Gene Ontology annotation, cellular component: nucleus. NCBI's taxonomy places the organism in Eukaryota, Metazoa, Chordata, Mammalia, Carnivora, Mustelidae. The coding region runs from base 1819 to 3228 and encodes 469 amino acids. The transcript has 9 exons. The record is from RefSeq and is a predicted model, not a curated record.